CAUUUUACCAACGACAAACGUCAAACAGCUGAGCGAGGUGACUGACUGCUUGUUGUGUGGCUUGUGCUCUUGUGUUCUUUUAUUCAGUAUUUCAGGACAUUUUUUUGUGAAAUAGUGUCCCCAACAAUUAUUGCUCAGUUUAUAAUAAGAUAUAUUCAGUAUGAGUGAAUUGAGUCAAGCGGAGAUACGAAGACGGCGCUUGGCGAGACUGGGUGCUUUAAGUGGCGCAGGCACGAGCCCAACCCCUGCGAGCCCACCCAUCACCCCUGGAGCUUCUGUGCCAUCCCCCGAGGUCAAUCCAUCGCAUCCACCUCUAUCCCGACUCUCGCCCGCGGCGACGCCUCGCAGCUCCAUAGAGCCCACCACACCAGAUGCCACAAACACAAAUCAGGAGUCAAAUUUCUCAGAUGAAGUCAGUAAACGAGAAUCAGAUCAAACCAAAAUACCUGCAGAUGGCUUAAUCGUGACUGAAAAACCAGAUAAUAAUUUGUUAGACGAAAUGCCUGACACAAAGAUGACAGAUUUGUCUCAAACCAGACAAUAUAGCAGUUUUGACUCUAUGGGUGAUGACACACUGUUGAGUUGUGGCUCAGUUCGUGUAGGAAGUUUGCCGCAGUCCACUGUUGGUGGUUCUGAAGGAACAUCUACACGGGAAGACAGUACAUCCAGAUCAAUAUCUCCCGCACAGUUUGUGGAGCCUUCUCCUGUGAGACCCAGACCAAAUGUGUCACCAAGUUGCUCACGGCGCUCUUUGUCCAUGGAAGUUGAUGACUCAUCAGAGAAAAAUUUACAAAUUGAACAGCAACAAGAGCCUAUGGAGGAUGCCGAAACCAACAAGGCACGCCCAGGUGGCGUUCACACACGUUUACGCAACAUUUUGGCUCAGGCCAGACAGAAGCGAUGGAAGGUGGAAGAUGACUCUUCAGCAUCUCCAGCUCGUAAGAUCUAUCGAUCGCGAACUGUCAGCUGCACCGAGAUGACCGAGGAGCAACUACGGCACAUUGUAGCUAAGAUUUUGCAAGUCUCUUGGUCAGAUGAGAUGUCAGGAAUGUUUGUGCCAUCGGUUGCAGCAGCUUUACUUGACAAUCCUAACCUAAGUUUACAAGAAAUAUCAUCCCAAGCCAUAAUGGACAUCUUAUCUCAAAUAGCAGAUGAGAGUGAUCCUUUGAAUCAGAAGCUUAUUGCUGUGUCAGAGACAUCAAAGCGAUUGAGUGAAGAUUGCGGCGAUGAUACCCUGACUAGUGGCCCGCUGGGGUCCGAAAAUGACGCCGAAAAGGGCGAGUGCCCCACCCCCUCUCUUCCUCUCCCUAAAACCAUUCCCACGCAAGGCCUAGCAGUUAGUUACCUAUUAAGAUUUUACAACAACAUUAACUUGUACGAAAGAGAACAUCCAAAGAAAAGUUCAGAACCACCUUUGAGUGAUCACUUGCAAAGUUUAAGGACUUUACUUGUUAAUUAUUUGGUGCUAGUGCUACAAGGAGGCAUGGAUUUGGAGAAGUGCAGGAAAUCACCCCUUCUUCCAUACAUUCUCAUUGGGAACGCCCCAACCGGACUCAUUCCAGAGUUACUUAUAGCGACCUACUUGGAUAAAGAAGUUUUUGAAGAGGUAUUCAUCCCGCUUCUUAUGGGCAUCCGCGAGUACAUGCGCCGCUGCGUGUCCCCGCUGGUGGGCCGCGGGCACGGCGCGGCGCUGCGCGCGCUGCGCUCGCUGUGCGAGCUGCGCGCCGGCCCGCGCCACGCGCGCCGCCCCGUGUGCGAGCUGGUCGCGCGGCUGCCCAGCCUGUGCCCCGACUCCAUCACCACCUCACCCGGGCGGGAGAUCGCGAGGGUUAGCUUCCUCGGGCCAUUCUUUGCGAUAUCUUUGUUCGCGGAAGAGAACCCGCGCCUCGCCGAGCGGCUGUUCGCCACCGGCUCCGCCGACCGCAGCCUCGCUUUCGCACUGCAGCGGGAGGUGGAAGCCAGCCGCAACACGUUGCACAACAUUUGCCACAACAUAUUGCUCUGCCCUGACGCGAGGGAACCAUUCCUCAAUUACUUCGCAGCCCUUCUACAGAGAAACGAAAGAAGGGCGCAGUUACAGACCGAUGAGAGAUCCCUCGCUGGCGACGGGUUCAUGUUGAACGUUUGCUCGGUGCUACAACUGCUGUCCGUGCGCAUCAAGCUGGAGCGCGUGUACCCGCUGUACACCUUCCAGCCGGACUCGUGGGCCAACGUGCGCGACGAGACGCGUUUGUACUUCACCGCGCAGGAGGCGCAGGAUUGGCUCGACUCUCUCAACAACGACCCCGCCCACAAGUGGCCCGAGGCUAAGUUCCAGACCGUCUGCUGGUUCCUGACGCUUCACAUGCAUCACGUGGCUCUCAUACCCGCACUUCAUACGCACCAGAGGCGAAUUCGAGCGUUCCGCGACCUACAAAAGGUGAUAGAGGAGUUGGUGGCGGCGGAACCGCAGUGGCGUAACAGCUUCUCCGCGCUCCGCAACCGCGAGCUGUUGCGUCGCUGGAGGAGGCAGAUCAAGAGGCUACACAGAUCGCGCCAGUGCGCCGAGACAGCGCUCCUCGACGGCGAGCUGAUGCGCCGCAGCGUCCAGUUCUACUCGUCCGCGUGCGCGCUGUUGAGCAAGCAGCUGGACGCCGCGCUGCAGGAGCCCGGGCCGCGCGCCGCCGCCUUCCGCGCGCUGCCCGAGUGGUACGUGGAGGACAUCGCCGAGUUCAUGCUGUUUGCGGUGCAGUAUGUGCCACAAAUCGUGGCGGACUACAUCGAGGACCCAAUAAUCACCUGGCUCCUGAGCGCCAUAUGCCACUCCCAUCUGAUCAAAAAUCCAUAUCUCGUCGCUAAAAUUGUGGAGGUUUUGUUUGUUAUCAAUCUGUCUGUACCGAUGAAGCUCAAGAAUGUUUAUGAGAAAUUCAUGGAUCAUCCAAUGUCUCAGACCGCUUUGCCUAGCGCUCUAAUGAAGUUUUACACAGAUAUAGAGACGACUGGACAGAGCACCGAGUUCUACGAUAAGUUCACUAUAAGAUUCCAUAUCAGCAUCAUUUUGAAGGGGAUGUGGGAACGACCGAUACAUAAGCAAGCCAUUGUGAAGGAGUCCCGCUCGGGGCGGCAGUUCGUCAAGUUCAUCAACAUGCUCAUGAACGACACCACAUUCCUACUCGACGAGUGUCUCACGUACCUGAAGCGCAUCCACGAGGCGCAGGAGGGCGGCGCGGGCGGCGCGGAGGCGCGCGCGCGCGCGCUGGCGCAGGACGAGCGCCAGUGCCGCUCCUACCUCACGCUGGCCAGGGAAACUGUUGACAUGUUGGAGUACUUGACGGUGGAAAUCAAGGAGCCAUUCCUGCGAGCGGAACUGGUUGACAGACUGGCUUCCAUGCUCAACUUCAACCUUCAGCAACUCUGCGGGCCCAAGUGCAAGAACCUGAAGGUCCGGCGGCCGGAGAAGUAUGGCUGGGAGCCGCGCCGCCUGCUGUCGCAGCUCGUCAACAUCUACCUGCACCUCGACUCGCCCGUCUUCCACGCCGCGCUCGCCGCCGACGAGAGAUCAUUCCGCAAAGAGCUAUUUGAGGAGGCGGCGGCGCGGCUGUCGAAAGCGUGCAUCAAGACGUGCGCCGAGAUCGAACAGUUCAAGGUGCUGGCGGACAACGCGUAUCAGAUUGCCGUGUCGAAUCAGCACCUGAGCGACGAGUUCGCGGACGCGCCGGAGGAGUUCCGCGACCCGCUCAUGGACACGCUCAUGACGGACCCCGUUCUUCUGCCCUCCGGAAAGGUGAUGGACAGAUCUGUGAUACUGCGGCACUUGCUGAACAGCGCCACCGACCCCUUCAACCGGCAGCCGCUCUCCGAAGACCAGCUGCGUCCAGCUACAGAACUCAAAGAAAAGAUCAGUCAAUGGCAACGCGAGAAGAAAGCUUCAACGUCGUCAUAAGAAUCCUAAGCCAACAAUAAAGUCUGAUGUAUAUAACGUAAUGCAUGUAGAAAGACUUCCUGGAUAUUUCCAGUGUACGGACUAUUGUCCAUGAGAAUGUGAGAUUAAAUGCGCAUGUGCAUCAUCAUGCACCGGCUAUUAUAACAUGGAUGUGGCGACAUGGUGAUCUUUUCAGACGUUUAUGAGCAGAAUGACAACUCACCAAUGAAAGAGUUUUAAAUAUCUUGAAUAAUAAAGUGAAAUAAUGUUGUACGUAAUAUAUGUAAAUUUAAUCAGAACUAAAAUUAUUGGUUAUAUACUUUUUUAUUUUAAUUUAUUAUCUACUUACGACGAUAUUUUGAAGUUGCAUUCUGCGCACAAAUGCUAAGCUGUAAAACUAAGUGGAAUAUUUUUAUGGAACCCAUAUUGUAUCUUUUACUUCUAAAAUUUACUAUUUCCUUUAUAUGUCAAUAUUUGGCAAAAUAUUAAAGUAAUUCAAAUAAAAUCAUAGUAUUAAAUUGAUAUAUUAUGUAUAAUCACAUCACAUGUGAAGGCCUAAAUUUCAAGAAAUACCAAGUCUGGUCUGCAUUGGUUGACCCUGAAAUGUUUUGAACGAGAAUGCUCACUAUAACGUAACAUAUUGAGAAAUACGAGCCAAUUAUAUUGCAUUUGGUAAUAAAGCUCCACUACACAGCAUGAAAGUCAUUUCUAUUUUAGAUUAAUUAGUCCAACAUUAGUAUAACUAAUGAUAUACUUACACUGAAAUAUAUAAACAUUAGGUUAUUGUAUGGAAUGUUGAAGACUUUUAUUUUUGUGCAAAAUGAAUUUAUUUUAUGGAUUUGAAUACACAGAUUUUAGUGAUAUUAUGUUUAGUUUUUGUUAGCUGACAUAACUAUUAUUUGUAUCUUUAUUAUGUCAAUGUGAUUAUGUUCCUUUUAGAUAACAGAUAUCAAUGUCUUGAAAUGGAUGUUCACUUGGGAUUAGCAAAUAGAACUCAUAACAUAAUCAAUACAUUCACUUACACAUAUGAUUAGAAUAGAAUAACCACAAUAUAAUAUAGUAGUGUUAAACAGAUUAUUCGAUUUUCAAAUAUCCUCUGUCACUGCCAGUAUGUCUACAUAAUGGUUUAGAUCAGGCAUUCCUAAUGUAAGUCCAUUUCUUUAAAAUUACUUGGUCUCAUUGUAUAAUAAUUUGACUUGUAUCUUUAUAUUAUGAAGAAUAUGCUAGAGGUCUCUUAUGUUGAUAUGUCAAUAAAAUAUAAUAAUAAAUAAUG
Molecule: messenger RNA, 5174 nt
Organism: Amyelois transitella
Lineage: Eukaryota; Metazoa; Arthropoda; Insecta; Lepidoptera; Pyralidae
Gene: Ube4B
Product: ubiquitin conjugation factor E4 B
Exons: 20
Coding region: 161-3922 (1253 amino acids)
Biological process (GO): protein polyubiquitination
Cellular component (GO): cytoplasm; nucleus; ubiquitin ligase complex
Molecular function (GO): ubiquitin-ubiquitin ligase activity
Source: RefSeq, a predicted model, not a curated record